GUGUGCCCGCGGCGCUCUGGUCGCGGCAGAUUGGCCCCGGCCGCCGUCCUCGCCGCAGCAGGAGGGGCGCUGAGGAGAACGAGAGGUUUUUGGAAGAGGCGCACAGAGGAGCCCCGGGCUGACCGCCGGCCCCGCCCGCAGGCUCACGCCAUGCUGCGGGCGCUUCCCCGUCUCUGAGGAGAGGCGAAGGGGUGUCAGGGGACGGCGGCGACGCGAUUGCUAAGGCUGAGCGACGAGAGGCAAACAUGGCCCAAGCACCCGCUGAUCCGAGUAGUGCGGAAACUGCUGACCCAGAGGAGAGUUCUCCAAACAUGAUAGUCUACAGAAAGAUUGAAGACAUUGUUACAAGAAUGCAAGAUGACAAAACAGGUGGAGUUCCCAUCCGCACUGUCAAGAGCUUUCUGUCCAAAAUCCCCAGCGUGGUCACUGGUUCUGAUAUUGUGCAGUGGCUUAUGAAGAACCUCAGCAUUGAGGAUGCAGGGGAAGCAAUACACUUGGGAAGUCUUAUUGCUGCACAGGGUUACGUCUUUCCCAUCUCAGACCAUGUCCUCACCCUUAAGGAUGACGGGACGUUCUAUCGUUUCCAGGCACCAUACUUUUGGCCUUCAAACUGCUGGGAACCAGAAAACACAGAUUAUGCCAUCUAUCUUUGCAAACGGACCAUGCAGAACAAAGCUAGGCUGGAGCUGGCGGAUUAUGAAGCCGAAAACUUAGCAAGACUUCAGAGAGCGUUUGCAAGAAAGUGGGAAUUCAUCUUCAUGCAAGCAGAGGCCCAAGUGAAAAUCGACAGAAAAAAGGAUAAAACAGAAAGAAAGAUUUUGGACAGCCAGGAAAGAGCAUUCUGGGAUGUGCACAGGCCUGUGCCAGGCUGUGUGAACACCACAGAAAUGGACAUUAGAAAGUGUCGCCGUAUGAAAAACCCACAAAAAGUGAAAAAGUCAGUGUAUGGGGUUACAGAGGAGUCUCAGCCCCAAAGCCCCGUACACCUGCCCUCCCAGCCGGUGCGCAAAACGACAAAAGAGGAUUUCCGGAAGCAGAUAACUUUUCUGAACAUGCAGAUAGAGAGACAUUGUUUAAAGAUGUCCAAAGUAGCAGAAAGUUUAAUAGCCUACACGGAGCAGUAUGUGGAAUAUGACCCCUUUAUAACUCCUGCUGAGCCUUCCAAUCCCUGGAUAAGUGAUGAUGCAGCACUGUGGGACAUUGAAAUGAGCAAAGAACCUAGUCAGCAGCGUGUGAAAAGAUGGGGUUUCUCCAUGGAUGAGGUGCUGAAGGACCCAGUAGGACGAGACCAGUUCCUUCGUUUCCUGGAAUCAGAGUUCAGCUCAGAAAACCUCAGGUUUUGGUUGGCUGUCCAAGAUCUCAAGAAACGACCUUUACAGGAUGUGACCACAAGAGUGGAAGAAAUCUGGCAAGAGUUUCUAGCUCCUGGGGCCCAAAGUGCUAUUAACCUGGAUUCCCACAGCUAUGAAAAAACAAGCCAAAAUGUCAAAGACCCAGGGAGAUAUACAUAUGAAGAUGCACAGGAGCACAUUUACAAGCUGAUGAAGAGUGACAGCUAUGCGCGCUUUCUGCGUUCGAACGCUUACCAGGACUUACUGCUGGCAAAGAAGAAGCCAGAGAAUGAGCAAGGUCGUAGAACUUCUCUAGAAAAGUUCACUCGCAGCGUGGGAAAGUCUCUGGCAAGCAAGCGCCUCACGGGCCUGAUGCAGUCCUCCUGACAACUCCGGCCGACUGCCCCGUGGGAGAGACAGCUGGGACCGCUGCCGGGGACGGGGCAUUUCAGGGAGAGCAAGUCCCUGCUGGGGAGACAGCCUGAGCAAGUGGAAGCAGAGAGCCACACACCAGUGGAGCACCUCUCUUCACAGUUUACACCAACACUUCCCUGUCUGCACAGCUCCUUAAGGACCCUGAGCUCUGUGCAGGUACUUUGUCUCCAGCUGAGGUUUGGAGAACACUUCACCAUACACAGGAGGUCAACAAGGCAAGGGCUUGCUGUCUUGUUAUUUAAGGAAACAGACACGACUACAGCUUGGAGAAAGAAGAGCUGAGAGAGAUCAGUGUUUUUCCAUAUCUCUUUCCUCCCUGGCACAAACGUGACUGUAAUAAGAUGGCGCCACAAUCCCACUUACUCCCUUUCAUGUGGCCGUCUGGAUCCAAUAAAAUAUCUGGAUAUUUUAGCUGGAAGCUGCUUCUCCUUCUCACAAAAUCCCAAAUGCAUUUCACCUGCAGAUUCACUGACUUUAACUUGGUUUUUCUUUCCUAUGUUUCUCCUCCUUUAAAACAAUGGAAAAAAAAAAAAAAAAGAAAGGCAUUAAGUUCAUCACUCGUUGUUCUUCCAAUAGCAUGUAGCAUGUCCAGAGAUGAUACCAGAUCCUCAGCUGAAGUGAGGAAAGCAGGAGUGGUUUUCAUCACCUGAGGAUCUUCCCCCUUGAGUCAGACUGAUCCUGGUGCAAAUUCUCUGACGUCGGCGGAAUCGUUCUGCAUGUGCGCGUAGUGCAAAUGUGAUCAGACUCUGCUCAAAAAGUCAUGUUUGAGAUGUGCAAUGCACACACAAGCACACACACACUCACACACACAGUAUUUAAAAUGAGUUGGUUUAUAUUUUAUUUAAUUUUCUAUUUAUUUAAGAUUUUGCAUACCUAAUCAAUGAUGGAUGUUCAAACUUUUCUCUGAGCAAACCAAACAGGACUCCAGCUCUCCAGUCCGAGAGGGCCAAAAUCCAUUCACUUGUGUCCAGGGAAAGGCAACUCUGAUGUGGGCAGUG
Molecule: messenger RNA, 2764 nt
Organism: Melozone crissalis (California towhee)
Lineage: Eukaryota; Metazoa; Chordata; Aves; Passeriformes; Passerellidae
Gene: RGS6
Product: regulator of G protein signaling 6
Exons: 18
Coding region: 246-1718 (490 amino acids)
Biological process (GO): intracellular signal transduction; G protein-coupled receptor signaling pathway; regulation of G protein-coupled receptor signaling pathway
Molecular function (GO): GTPase activator activity
Source: RefSeq, a predicted model, not a curated record